AUGAAAUUUAAAAUAGUAUUUUGUAAUACAGUUAUCUUAAUGCUAUUUUUUAGGUUUAAAUUAGCAACUGAAACUAUGGAAAUUAGUGAGCCAACCAGAAACAUCAAUUAUAAUCCUUCAAACGUAGAUAACGUAGAAAAUAUCGAAGCACUAUAUUUUAAAUGCGUUGAAGAAAGAGGAUUAAAAAGAGUUUUUUUUUCUACAAUGCUUAAAGUUUUAGAUUUAAUGACUCAUGUAGAAGAGAGAAUAUGGAUAGAAUAUUCUUUAGAAUAUUAUUCGGGAUACAUUGAAAGGAAUCCACUUAAAGAAGAAAAAUAUAUUAAAAGGUGUUCAGGUAUGUUUAAACUGCUUGAGAAACUUAAAAAUCGUUUAUUUACAGACCAUUCUGAACAAAAACUUAUUUUUGAAAAAUCACGUCUGUUUGAUUUUAGGAAUAAAUGUUACAGAUGUGAUAAUUGUAUUGAACGUAAUGCUGAGAAGAAUUUGGAUUUUAUUUAUAAAUUUGAACGUUGUAAAAAAAAAUAUGAAUACUAUCUUUUAACUAAAGACCAAGCCAUAUUACAUAAAAAUUAUUAUCAUUUCUUUGUUUACGUUAGUGCAGAAUUAAUUAAGAAUUUGGAAUUGAAAGAUGACGAAUGGAAAGCAUUGAAAACAAUAUUUGGUAUGACAUCAAAAAAUACUAGAUAUUCAUUUUUAGAAGUAAUACUAAUUAAGUGUUUUGAAAUUGCAGAUCGAUUAAUUGAACCAAUGGCGAGAUAA
Molecule: messenger RNA, 759 nt
Organism: Vairimorpha ceranae
Lineage: Eukaryota; Fungi; Microsporidia; Nosematidae
Exons: 1
Coding region: 1-759 (252 amino acids)
Source: RefSeq, a predicted model, not a curated record